AUGAUAAAGCAAGAAAUGAGCAAUCUCGAAUUCAUUAUAAAUAGUGAAACAUUAAAAGAAAAAUUAGAAAUAAAGCCGCCAGGCUUAUUUAAUAAAAAAUAUGUGGUAAAAGAAGGAUCAACGUUUCGUGUUUCAUGUACAUUUAAUGAUGAAAAUUUUAUUGGAACAAAUCAUUUAUCGUGGCGAAAUGAAAAUAAUCGAAAAAUAGACGGCGAAUCAUCAAGCAGUGUAUUUACAAUUGGAUUACAUGAAUACGGUACAAAAAAUAAGAAAUUAUCAUUAGUAUUUACGAAAAUCGCAAAACGCGAUGCGGGAAUUUAUAAAUGUGUUGGAUCAGAUUCAUCUGGAAGAAUUUACCAACGAGACAUUGAAAUUAUUAUUGUUGGUAAAUAA
Messenger RNA from Dracunculus medinensis (Guinea worm), 393 nucleotides. Lineage: Eukaryota; Metazoa; Nematoda; Chromadorea; Rhabditida; Dracunculidae. The record is from the annotation of a GenBank genome assembly.